CACUCCGACACACACCACACUGACACACACUCCGACACACACACACACACACACUCCGACACACACCACACUGACACACACUCCGACACACACACUCCGACACACACGGACACUCACCCCGGACAGCUUCAGAGGGAUAUGAGAGGUAACAGUGUGAGGGAUUCAGCACUGACUCUCUCUCUUCAUCUUCUACUGCUGCUGUUAGAUGGAGUUUCCUCUUACACCGAGUUUGAGAUCUCGGUACCCACUGGUGUACAGAUGGGUGUGUACGGGGAGGCGGUGCUUCUGUCCUGCACGUUCCCGGUGAGCGGUCAGUGGGACCCAGACAGCAGCGUGAUCACGUGGCAGCGCCAGCUAGAGGUGGUCCACAGUUUCUUCCACGGCCGAGACCUGCCGCAGUACCAGAGCCGGAGAUACGCCAACCGCACCAGCCUGUUCCACCAGGAGAUGAAGAAGGGGAACGCGUCACUCAGGCUGGACCGUACCACUCUGGAGGACGCGGGGGAGUACACCUGCUCCGUCAGCACUCGGCUGGGCAGCCAGAGGAAGAGCUUCCCCCUUAAAGUAGCAGCGUUCUACCCCGAGCCUCGUCUGCACAUCUCCGUGCUGAGCGACGGCCACGUGGAGGUGCUGGUCACCUCAGAGGGCGGGUUCCCUUCCCCCUCCCUGCAGUGGCUGAUGGGAAACGCGAGCGACGUCACCGACCAAACACACACGCAGCUGAGGCAGGACCAACACACACAUCUGUACAGCGUGAACAGUAAACUGAACCUCAGUGGAACCGUCAACUCCUCCAUCACCUUCAUCAUGAAGAACCCAGAUCUGGAGCAGGAGAUCAGGAGGAACAUCGACCUCUUCUCAGAAAAUGGAGGAUUUGACCAGAGCCGACAGCGAGCAGGACUCAUCGUGCUUUCUGUUGUCGGGGUCACGGCACUAGCUGUGAUCACUUCACUCAUGAUCUUUCUGCACUGGAGGAUGAAAAAGGAAAAGUCCAGAAAGAUUUCAGAGACUGACAUCGAGUCUUCAGCAGCUUCCAGGAAUCAGACAGCAGCAGAAAAUCCUGCAGAAGCAGCAAAAGCAGAUGAAGCUGAAAGUAGUACAGAAACUCUGUUAAAGGACGGUUUCAGGGGAGGAGGUUAGAUUAGAAGAAGAGAAGUAGAAUUUUAUAUUAGGAUUCAUUUAUUUAGAUGGACACUAGUCACUGACCUUCAUGUUCUACCUGUGUGGAGUCAAGGCUUCGAAACCACGUCUCCUUCCUGAUCACCAGCUCCUGUGAAGACGAAUCUGGACAUAAGAGGAGAACUAUUUCAGAAGAACAGAAACUGGAGGUUUCACUGUACUCCUGACACCCAGAUGUUUAGACAGAUGUUCAGGGUGUUGUGUAAUUACAGUUCAGUUCUAUCAGUUAGUGUUAAAUUCAGUCAUAAACAAUGGCAGCUUCGGUCAACAUCACGGUGACAUCAUCAUAAUAUUUAUAUUUAAAUAAAACAUUGGAAGGUU
This is a messenger RNA of Hemibagrus wyckioides, 1500 nucleotides long. RefSeq names its product CD276 antigen-like. Lineage: Eukaryota; Metazoa; Chordata; Actinopteri; Siluriformes; Bagridae. The coding region runs from base 139 to 1140 and encodes 333 amino acids. The record is from RefSeq and is a predicted model, not a curated record. The transcript is spliced from 4 exons. Gene Ontology annotation, cellular component: external side of plasma membrane. Gene Ontology annotation, biological process: T cell costimulation; immune response; negative regulation of T cell proliferation.